GGGUCGUACUUUGAUUCUUUUGGUUUUUCCAAGUCGUCCCUUGGCGACAACAACGUGCCGUUCCUUUUUCAACUCUUCCUCAGUUGACCGGUGAGCAAAGCAUAUAUCAGCCAUCCUCUCAGCCAACGUACAAAUCUCCUUGACAGCGUUAGACAGUUCAUCCUCAACCUUCAGUUCUUCAAAGCACCUUACCAAAAAGGAACCAUGGCUGCCAAAACCACAUCAUGCUUUACUUUCCUAAAGGAAGCGCUGAUCCUCCCCACGUUAAACCCCAAGCUCUUCACGCCCUUGCUCCUCCUCUUUGCCGCCGCCGCCUUCCUUGACCACAUAGUCAAUUUCCUGUUCGUCCAGCCUCUCGCCGACGUCGUGGCCAGCCAUGCCACCGAGCUCAACAACACCGACUUCUCGAGCGCCGAAUACGCCAAGCUCAUGGAGAUGGAGGGGCCAAAGCAAGACGGUAUGAAGCUCAUCCUCAUCGGCGUCUCCGAGGUGGUCGUCGCCCUGGCGGUCGGCUUCGUCAAGAGGAUCCUCUUCCUCUUCGCGGCCUCCACGACCUACUCCGGCGGCCGCUACUCGCUGGCCGAGCUCCUGCGCGAGCUGGUCAAGGGGAGGAUCAGCCUGAAGGGGCCUUCCAUCACCAUCGCCGUCGUCGACGCGCUUGACUUCGCGUCGGCGGUCCUGGCCGCGCUGAUUCCCGCUCCCGCGCUGAUGGGCGGGCUCUCGGGGGUGCUCUCCGUCCAGGGUCUCGUCUACCUCAUCGCGCUCCUCACCUCCCUCUACUUCACCGCCGUGGCGUUGGUGGGCGUCGGCGCGUCGGUGGUCGACAGGAGGUGCCGCGGCGUGGGGGCGCUCCGGCAGGCGUGGCGGCUCGUGACGCUGGUGAGGAGAAAGGAGGGCCUCCUGCUGGUGCUCGUGGCGCACUUCGUGCCGACCGUCGUGGCUCCGCUGUACCGGGUUGCUCUUGCGUAUGCCAAGACGAGCAUGGCGGUGUGCUUGUGCUUGUUGGCUGUGCAUGCUUUUCUGUCUUGUGCGCUGCAGCUCGUCUCUCUGAUGGCAGCAAUGGUGUACUACUACCAAGCCAGGAAGACCAAGGAGGUGAUCGAUGCCUUGCGGUUAUGCUAAGAGCACAUUCCUUUCGGGGAAGGAGAUGUGUCCUUCAUCCAAUACUGGUUAUAAUGCUAUAGAGGGAUGCUUUGAUUUCUUCGUGUGACAAUGUAUACAAGUCCUUGUUCAAAAAAUGUAUACCAGCUGUACGCAAGGUUUUGGGUACCGGGCGGAAUAUUCGGAUACCGCCCGGUUACCGCGUUUCUCGCCACCCCACGAGAAACCUAUGUACCGAGCGAAAUUAAAAAAAAACUCUAAUAGUUAGGUUAGAUAUGGUAGGAACAGAAAAUAGGUAGUCGGCCGUGGUGUAGUGGUUAGCGUGGGCUUACAGCUGUAUUUCCUGUGGUCUUGGGUUUCAGUGUCAUAGCUGUUUUUUGUCCCACAAUUUUUAGGAUAAAAAGGAAGAUGCUAUGAAAAAGGUUGUUGCUGGGCGAAAAUGUUUUACGGAACCAUGGUUCAGCCGAACCUACGCUCGACGCCAUUGAUUUCUAGACACUAUUCAUGAGGAUCUAUACAUGGUUGAUCGACAUAGACCAUAGGUUCGGCUGAAGCAUGGUCCUGAAUCAGGUCUCUCUGUUGCGGGGUGAU
Aegilops tauschii subsp. strangulata is the source of this 1692-nucleotide messenger RNA. RefSeq lists its product as uncharacterized. The record is from RefSeq and is a predicted model, not a curated record. NCBI's taxonomy places the organism in Eukaryota, Viridiplantae, Streptophyta, Magnoliopsida, Poales, Poaceae.